Messenger RNA from Leguminivora glycinivorella, 702 nucleotides. RefSeq lists its product as uncharacterized. The record is from RefSeq and is a predicted model, not a curated record. NCBI's taxonomy places the organism in Eukaryota, Metazoa, Arthropoda, Insecta, Lepidoptera, Tortricidae. The transcript has 2 exons. The coding region runs from base 1 to 702 and encodes 233 amino acids.
AUGAUAAAACAUAUGACGGAUAACCAACUUCUUAACCGCCAGCAGUACGCCUACCAGCCUGGGCGCUCGACGGUCGACGCUGCACGGGACGUGGUGGCGCGCGUUCUCCAGCAUCUCGAGGACGGGCGACAGGUCGCAGCUGUGUUCUGCGACUUGUCGCGCGCUUUCGAGAUGAUUGAUCACGCGCUUCUGCUAGACAAAUUGUCACGAUACGGCUUCACAGGCGGUUUCUAUGACACGAUCGCCUCAUUUUUAAAUAACCGUAGCCAAUGUACUAGCGUCAAAAAUUCAAGGUCAGAAAUGGAACCGAUAGGCGGCUGCUCUGUUCCUCAGGGCUCGUCUAUGGGUAAUAACCUGUUUUUAGUGAUAAUGAAUGACAUAACAUCUGCCUGCGACGAUCCAGAGUACGUAAUGUUCGCGGAUGACACGUGCAUUAUUGUUAACGCUGACAACAUUGAUCAACUGAAAUCCACUUUAUCUAUAGUAAUGUUAAAAAUAUGUAGAUGGUUCUCGGCUAACGGAAUGUUACUCAACGUCGACAAAACUAACAUUAUCCACUUCAAACUAAAAAAUAAUGAUAACAUUGAACUUGAUAUCUCAAUAAAUGAUGUACCGGUUCCACAGACCAUAUUUCAACCUAGUCUUAAAAGUAAUGCAAAAUAUAGCACCGUACAAAGUACAGCUAAUUUGGAAACAUCGUAA